Messenger RNA from Frankliniella occidentalis (western flower thrips), 1870 nucleotides. RefSeq lists its product as uncharacterized. The record is from RefSeq and is a predicted model, not a curated record. Bases 825 to 1805 code for a protein of 326 amino acids. The transcript is spliced from 2 exons. NCBI's taxonomy places the organism in Eukaryota, Metazoa, Arthropoda, Insecta, Thysanoptera, Thripidae.
ACGGCACUGCAACGUGUAUCUGUACGCCAUCCAUACGCUUCUGCACGCUACUGCAACGUGUAUCUGUACGCCAUCCAUACGCUUCUGCACGCCACUGCAACGUGUAUCUGUACGCCACCCACACACCAUCCGUGCCUGCAAGGAGCCUGUGCGGCACGCCGCUCCAAGGGGUUCCUGCCUACCGCGCGAAGGUGUAUUGAUACAGGCUCCACCCGCCUUCGCACGCCGUCGCAACGGGUGACGAAUACACGUUGAAGCGUCACUAAUCCACACUGUACCCACCACCCAAUCGCGUGCGGAGCGCGUAUUCCUCCUGUAUCGAUACACCUUGCGCUGGCGUGAGCAAGGCGUGCACUAACGUGUAAGAUCUCCGCCAGGGUAUAGAAUUAAGUGAAGAGUAUUACAACGAGUGAGGGACUCAAUAUUAAUCUUGCGUUUCUUUCCCAGCAAACUUUUCGCUGUAUCACCGCCGUUGUCGUUGCCGUCGUUUUUAAGUCAAGGAAACAGCGCGCAUCACCAGUUCUCAUUGUCCUUCACAGGCCCUGCCGGCGAACCCACGCGACCUCCCCGACAACAUCCCCCUGCUCCGACUGAUUCAGGACAGAGUCGUACCACCCCGACAGCAACUGCAGCGGGGCGUGGACGCGGGCAGGAAGGUGGUGGAGGCGCUGCGGCUGGCGUUCCCCAAGGCCGUGAAGGCACUCAACCGGCAGCUGGAUGAGUCGGUCGCCCAGCUCGUGCAGCUGGAGGAGGCCCUGGAGCAGCAGGUGCCGCAGUGUAAGACAGGAGAUGGACGCACCUCACCGGAGCAGCUGCAGCUGGCCAUGCAGCUGGAGGACAGCCUCCGCCUGCUCACCACCAACAAGUGCAGCGUCGUCACGGAGGAAGAGGAUGGUGGAUCCACCUGGAAGGCCGACGUGCAGCUCGGCGAGUUGGGCGACGUCUUCCGCCUUCUGUUGCUGCAGCUGCGCGCAGACGGCCAGCUGGCCAAGGUUGACGACGUCGCUGGCCCCUCGUCCCCAGCCGCUUACGUGGGGCCACCAAUGACAACCACCCUGACCAUAACAGACAAAGAUCUCUCUGAAGGUGGUUUAAAGGUGAACGACAUCGUACGCGACAAACAGCGGUGGGAACAUGCACGCUGCAUAAAGGGCUUGAAGGGCAAGGGCUCGGAUAAACUACUGCGUGUCCUAGCGUCGCACCCUGUGCACCUCGAGGAGCUCGAGUGCUCCGGUCCGGUAGAACCGAAGGUCAUGGAAGAGGUACUCAAACUGACUUCACUCAAACGGCUACACAUCGAAAGCGUUCAGAAGUGUGACGACUACCCGGACCUGCCGUUGCAGCUGGAAGAGUUCAGAAUAAAGUUCCCAAGCGAGCGUCAGCUGCGCAGUGUGCAGCGCAUGCCCGCCCUGCACAGCCUAACGGUGUGGGAUUACGUUGGUCCCAAUGUGACGUUCACUACCUCAGAGUACGGGACACUGCGCUGGCUGUGCGUGGCCCUCAACACUCUCCACAAGCCCACCAUGCUCUCCCUGGUCCGCGCGCACGCCUCGUCACUGCGGGAGCUGCAGGUGUACUGCACCAUCAGUGACGACGAACUUAAUGGUAGCUUCUACUUCCCCGAGCUCGGCCGAGACCUCGCUGCUAGCGGCCUGCUGCACCUCAAGCGGCUCGUACUUAUACGUCCGAAGGUCAAGUGCACUGAUGUCGCUGGCUGCCUCAUGCAGCGGCGCAACCUCCGUUCCGUCCUGCCCUCUUCCGUUGGGGUGGUUUGCGGCCCGUGUGCGGCCUCUGCUCUAGAGUGAAUGUUUAAACUGGAUACCUGCUGCAUUGAGCAAGGAGCCUCUACGCCGUCCAAGACAUGCCAUAC